Molecule: messenger RNA, 1335 nt
Organism: Penicillium egyptiacum
Lineage: Eukaryota; Fungi; Ascomycota; Eurotiomycetes; Eurotiales; Aspergillaceae
Source: the annotation of a GenBank genome assembly
AUGCCACAAAGACCCAUCUCAAAGUGUGAUCAUACGUCUGUCUGUUUGUCCUGUUCUCCUCAUGCUGCCAUAGCAGGUUUCAGAAGACAAGGCCAACGGCAACGUCUCGCUGCGAUCAAAGCAGACAACCGAAGCUUCCCACGAGAAGACCAACUCUUCCUUGAGGAAGACGACAGAGCUUUUCCAGCCCCUUUGUUGCUGCCUGGCGAUGAUCUUGCCGGGGAUCCAGAAGACCCGCAGAGUUUUCAAGAAUGGCUCGAUGAAGAACACCGCAAUCCGGUGACCGCAAAACAGAAAACCAUCUAUGUCGUCCCAUCUCCUCAAAUUGACGCAGAUGUUGACUUCAUGCGAACAUGGACAACGCCAAAAUGUUCAGACCAUGCGCUUUCCACGAAGCCCCCUGGUACGAAGGAUGUUCAAGACUAUCUGUCUGCCUUUUAUCACGGUCUUCCUGUUAAGAUGAUGCCACCAUCUACGUUGCGGUUUAUUCCAUGGAAAGAGCCCAAAAGAAGACCCCAAAAAAAGACAGGCCCGCAAUACUUGGGUCUAAAAUCCGGCGAUGAGUGCGUGCGGAUUCGCUCACGUACCUUGUCAAAUGGGGUAUAUGGGGGCCAAGUCAACCUAGACGAUCUUCUCGAUGUUGCCAUUAGCAUUUUACCGAAGGACGCAUAUGCCCUCUUGAUGCUGGUGGACUUCGAUCUCUACGAAGACGACGAUGACGAGUUUGUAUGUGGUCGUGCGUACGGAGGAAGUCGCGUUGCAGUGGUAUCCAGUGCAAGAUACAAUCCCAAUUUGGACACUAUUCAAGAUGUCGAACGCCUCCAUGCAUGGCCUGCAUCGCAUUGUGAGAAGUACAUGUCUUCAUGUGCUUCGACAGAACCAAGUUCCAAGAGACAGAAAAGACCUCAGGUCAAUAGCCGAGGGUCACAAAAUCUGACUUCGGAGCUAAAUGGACCUGUGAAGGAUGCAGCAUCAGUCUACCGCUCCCUCCCGGAGGUAGAUUCCUCGCCUUUGUUACUGCCAGCACUCUGGUUGGGUCGUGUUUGUCGAACGGCGAGCCAUGAGUUGGGCCACUGCUUCGGUAUUGCCCAUUGCGUCUACUACGCGUGCUCAAUGCAGGGCACCGCUUCUAUCUCCGAGGACGCCAGACAGCCGCCUUAUCUCUGUCCGGUCGAUCUGGCGAAGCUUCUUUGUACCACUCCAACCUCUGCGUCUCAACGAUAUCAGGCUCUUCUGGCGUUCUGUGAACGGCCGGGGAAUAGUGAUACACAUUUCUUUGGGCCGUUUGCUACUUGGAUCCGAAGUAGACUAGGUCAGAUCAAGGACUCGACUUGA